UACCGUCGGGAUAAAGAGGGAAGCACAGCACCAUGGAAAAGAGAGGAGCCACUGAAGCCUGGGGAAAAGGUGAUGUUCUACAUUCCACAAAUGACAGAGCAUGAUGCUGGGAUAUUUCGUUGUUACUGUUAUAGCCCUGGUGGCUGGUCAGAGCCCAGUGACCCCCUGGAGCUGGUGGUGCUGUCAGGAUCCUACAGCAAACCCAGCCUCACAGCCCUGCCCAGCCGUGUCGUGACCUCAGGAGGGAACGUGACCCUCCGGUGUGGCUCAUGGCAGGGAUUUGGCAGGUUCAUUCUGACUAAGGAAGGAGAUCACAGGCUCUCCUGGGCCCUGGACUCACCACACUCCAGUGGGCAGUCCAAAGCCCUGUUCUCUGUGGGCCCCGUGACCGCCAGCGACAGGUGGACAUUCAGAUGCUAUGGCUGUUCCAGGAACAGCCCCCAGGUGUGCUCACCAUUUAGUGACCCCCUGGAACUCCUGGUCCCAGGUGAGUCUGGGAAGCCCUCCCUCCUGAGCCAGCAGGGACCCAUUGUGGCCUCUGGACAGAGCCUGACCCUCCAGUGUCGCUCUGAUGUCGGCUAUGACAGAUUCGCUCUGCACAAGGAGGGGGGACAGGUCCUCCCCCAGAGCCUUGUCCUGCAGCCCCAGGCUGGGCUCUCUCAGGCCCACUUCCCCCUGGACACUGUGAGCAGCUCAGACGGGGGCCGGUACAGAUGCUACGGUGGAUACAACCUCUCCUCUGAGUGGUCGGCCCCCAGUGACCCCUUGGACAUCCUGGUGGCAGGAUGGCUGCGUGAAAGACCUUCCCUCUUGGUGCAUCCAGGCCCCAGGGUGUCCUCAGGAGAGAACGUGACCCUGCUGUGUCAGUCACGGAGCCUGACGGACACGUUCAUUCUGUCCAAGGAGGGGGCAGCAGAUCACCCCUUGCGUUUGAAAUCAAAGCACCGAGCUCAGUACCAGGCGGAGUUCUCUAUGAGCCCUGUGACCUCAGCCCAUGGGGGCACCUACAGGUGCUACAGAUCACACAGCUCCUCCCCCUUCCUGCUGUCACCCCCCAGUGAGCCCCUUGAGCUCCUGGUCUCAGGUCCCAAAUGGAACCUGAACAUCCUGAUAGGGGUCUCGGUGGCCCUUUUCCUGCUGCUCUCGCUCCUCCUCUUCCUCCUCCUCCUACGACACCGACGUCAGCACAAAGGCAGGAAGUUAGGUGAGUAGGGGACGGGGUGACCUGGGUCACAUGAGGGAGCGGGCCUCAGAGCACCUGCCACAGGAAACCAAAUAGAUGGAGAAAGUCAACAGAGAAAAGGAUUUCUCCAGAAUCUCAAAUCAGAAAACCUAGAAAGAAUACACUUAAUGUCAGCCCACAUGUAUGUAUUUAAGGUAAUCUUUCAUCACCUU
Messenger RNA from Myotis davidii, 1395 nucleotides. Its product is annotated as leukocyte immunoglobulin-like receptor subfamily A member 6. Gene Ontology annotation, molecular function: inhibitory MHC class I receptor activity. Lineage: Eukaryota; Metazoa; Chordata; Mammalia; Chiroptera; Vespertilionidae. Gene Ontology annotation, biological process: cytokine-mediated signaling pathway. The transcript is spliced from 5 exons. The annotation marks the transcript as partial. The record is from RefSeq and is a predicted model, not a curated record.